AUGUCGCUUGCUUCAGGAGUCUCGAUCAAUGAUGAGUGCAUCACGGCAUUCAACGACUUCCGCAUGAGCCGGGGAAAGACCAAGUUCAUCAUCUUCAAGAUCGCCGACAACCGCAAGGAAAUCGUCAUCGACGAGAUCUCGCAGGACCCAGACUACGAGGUGUUCCGGAGCAAGCUCGAGGCGGCCAAGGACUCCAAGGGCAGCCCCGCUCCCCGGUACGCCGUCUACGAUGUUGAGUACGAACUCGGAGGUGGUGAGGGCAAGAGAAACAAGAUCGUCUUCAUUUCCUGGGUCCCUAGCGACACCCCUACCUUCUGGUCCAUGCUCUACGCCAGCACCCGGGAGAACCUCAAGAAUGCGCUGAACAUCCACACCUCGAUCCACGCCGAUGACAAGUCUGACAUUGAGUGGAAGACUGUUCUGGCGGAGGCCAGCGGCGGCAAGGCUGGCAAAUAG
This is a messenger RNA of Rasamsonia emersonii CBS 393.64, 456 nucleotides long. RefSeq names its product Cofilin. Gene Ontology annotation, cellular component: actin cortical patch; actin cytoskeleton; cytoplasm. Gene Ontology annotation, molecular function: actin filament binding. NCBI's taxonomy places the organism in Eukaryota, Fungi, Ascomycota, Eurotiomycetes, Eurotiales, Trichocomaceae. The record is from RefSeq and is a predicted model, not a curated record. The coding region runs from base 1 to 456 and encodes 151 amino acids. Gene Ontology annotation, biological process: actin filament severing; actin filament depolymerization; cell motility. The transcript has 5 exons.